UGGGACGGCGGCGGAAAGAUGGCGGCCCCCGGCGACGCGCCGUGCUCUGGGGAAGCAGAGCCCAGCGCGGGGGGCCGGGGGAGCUCCGGAGUGGAGGUGGUGCUCCUGUCGGAUCCUGCCGUCCCCGCCCCGCUUUGCCCGCACGGACCUACCCUCCUGUUUGUAAAGGUGAGCCAAGGGAAGGAGGAAGCACGGAGGUUUUAUGCCUGUUCCGCCUGUAGAGAUAGAAAAGAUUGUAAUUUUUUUCAGUGGGAAGAUGAAAAGCCGUCAGGAGCCAGACUCACUGCGCGGGAGUCUCGCAACCAGAGAGGUCGGCCUCCCCUCUCCCGGAUGCAGUGUGUAGAAAGGUACUUGAGGUUCAUCCAGUUGCCCUUGACUCAGAGAAAGUUCUGUCAAAGCUGUCAGCGGCUGCUGCUUCCAGACGACUGGGGGGAGCACCGAGAGCAUCAGCUAGUGGGUGACGUUUCUGUCUCCCAGCUAAGAAGGCCCAGCCAGCUGCUUUACCCCCUGGAAAACAAGAAGACAAAUGCCCAGUACUUGUUUGCGGAUAGGACCUGUCAGUUCUUGGUUGGCCUCGUCUCUACCCUGGGCUUCAGAAGGGUACUCUGUGUUGGAACACCAAGGUUGCAUGAGCUGAUUGGGUUGACGGCAUCUGGUGACAAGAAGUCUACCCUUAAAAGCCUUUUACUGGAUAUCGAUUUUCGGUAUUCACAGUUUUAUAUGGAGGAUAGCUUCUGCCACUAUAACAUGUUUAACCACCAUUUCUUUGAUGGAAAGCCUGCCCUUGAAGUAUGCAGAGCAUUUUUACAGGAAGAUAAAGGUGAAGGCGUCAUUAUGGUGACAGACCCUCCUUUUGGUGGCUUGGUCGAACCUCUGGCUGUUACAUUCAAGAAGUUAAUUGGUAUGUGGAAAGAAGGUCAAAGCCAAGAUGACAGUCACCAAGAAAUGCCCAUUUUCUGGAUUUUCCCCUAUUUUUUUGAGGCCAGAAUUUGUCAGUUUUUUCCAAGUUUCUGCAUGCUGGAUUACCAGGUAGAUUAUGAUAACCAUGCACUUUAUAAACAUGGAAAGACAGGUCGGAAACAAUCUCCUGUGCGUAUAUUUACGAACAUUCCACCCAACAAAAUACCCCUUCCUACUGAAGAAGGGUACAGAUUUUGCCCUCUGUGUCAGCGAUACGUUUCUCUUGAAAAUCAACACUGUGAGCACUGUAAUUCUUGCACAUCCAAGGAUGGCAGGAAAUGGAAGCACUGCUUUCUCUGCAAAAAGUGUGUAAAGCCUUCCUGGAUCCACUGUAGCUUUUGCAAUCGCUGUGCUGUCGCACAUCAUUCAUGUGAUGGCCCUAAAGAUGGCUGCUUUAUUUGUGGAGAACGGGAUCAUAAACGCAGUUCUUGCCCUAACAUCAGCACCUUGAGGAAAGCCAGCAAAGCUGUCAGAAAGCAGAAGCAAAGAAAAAGUAAUAAGAUGAAAAUGGAGACCACUGAAGGACAAUCCAUGAAUCAUCCAUCUGUUACCGGGAGAAGGAAGAGGAGGGAGAGAGCCCAUCAAUAUCUCUGCUCUUAAAUGCCCAGUGCCUGGAGAAUGCGGAGAUUUACAGUCCAGCCUUUGAUGCCAUUUUCUGCAAGUGCCACACUGGACUUAAAUUCAGUCGCUUUCAAAGGUGAUGCCCCGUACCAAGCUCAAUAAUAGGCAGGUAGCAUUUGCUGGUUUAUAGUCCUGUCCUCUGCCUCUCAGAGACCGGGGGUUUUCCUCCUCAGCUGGUUUAUCAGCUUUUUUGCAGGCUUGUUUUCCACCCUCAGAUCUUUCCCAGUUUUAUUAUGUUGGCCUCUUUUGUCCGAAAAAUGGGCAUAGUGCUUCUGUUUGCAGGGUCUGAGAAAAAUGACAAUAGAAACCUGUGAAGUUUGUUCACAUUGAACACAAAAAUAUGUUAAUUUAGAUAUGAAAUAUUUUGUUAAAUAGUAAACAAUGGUUCAAACCCCUCUUGCGAAGACUGUAACCUAUAAUUCUUGUUAGUUUGACUCUGAAAGCGAUGGAAAGAAUUUUUACAAAGGCACACUAAAGAUACACAGAUUAAACUAGUUACAAUAUUAUUAAAAAUUUAUUUUUGCAGUACUUGUUGCCAUUGCCCUCUGAUUGGAAAGAGUCCCUAAAUGUCAGAUGGAUGAGACAUUGCAAGCUAGGCUUUGCUCCCUUACGUCAGUGUCUUCCAACCCAUGCUGUAAUUUCAUCUCUAAACGUAGAGAGGGCGGGAUAGUGACUGAGCUCCACUGAGCACCUCGUUCCUUUCCUGACCAGGGAGUCCUGGCUGCGUCUUGGCCAGGUCUCUGGCUGCCUGGAAGCCCACAUUGCUUCCCUGUUGUGAUGAGAGAGUGUCAUUGCUCCACCUCAGCUGUCUGUGCUGGGUGUAAACGAGACUUACCUGGCUCUCAGCCGUGCUGGCAGGGAAGACUGCUGUCCUGGCUUCCGGCAGGGGCCACAGCCCUGAAGGGAGUGGUUUGAGUUCCCCAAACAAGCACUUUACGUCCCCAUUUCUCUGCCAGGUAUCUGACAUUUCUCCUUAAGACUGAGUGGUUUUGGUCUUUUUUCUUCUUCUGUUUUCUCUUUUGGUACCAGAAAUUGAAGUCAGGGCCUCGCACUUACCAGGCAGGCGCUGCAUCACUGAGCUAUAUCCCAGGCCCAAGACUGAAUAGUUUUGAAUGACUUAAAUUUGCAUAAUGACUUUAUCCUGUUCCCAAACAACUGCUGUAGUGCCAGUUUGGAGGUGUUUUUUGGCUCGGGUUUAGCAGGAGUUCUGAGAAUGCUGCACCCCAUCUGGUAUUUAAAUUUCAAGUGAACUAGGACUGUUUGGUAACGUGAUAUGAAAUACGUGGUCCAGCUGAUGAGGGGAGUGUUGUAUAUUAGGCAGCAUCCAAAGAUGAAUUAAGCUCUGGGGCUUGUAAUAAAAAUCAGAAAAUGACACAGAAUACUCCAGGAUGUCUCUGCUCAGUAGGGUGGUAGUGUACAUCUGGUGACAUCAAAGAGGAAAUAAAUUCUGGGACUUAAAAAUCAGAAA
Molecule: messenger RNA, 3049 nt
Organism: Chinchilla lanigera (long-tailed chinchilla)
Lineage: Eukaryota; Metazoa; Chordata; Mammalia; Rodentia; Chinchillidae
Gene: Zcchc4
Product: zinc finger, CCHC domain containing 4
Exons: 13
Coding region: 19-1560 (513 amino acids)
Biological process (GO): rRNA methylation
Cellular component (GO): nucleolus; cytoplasm
Molecular function (GO): rRNA (adenine-N6-)-methyltransferase activity; nucleic acid binding; zinc ion binding
Source: RefSeq, a predicted model, not a curated record